AUGCAAAGGCUCAUCAGGACUGGACAGCGACCUUUGUCCACGCAAGUUCAACGACCUAUAUAUCGAGCAAGGUGUUUCCGGCUUAUCCGUUUCCACAAACGAUCCGGCGCAGAGUCUCCUACCCAAGAACUGGGCAUCAGAAACUUCCACAUUAAUAGGCCUCAGUAUUUGGGCGUCAGCAGUCCUCGUGCCGCCAUGGCCACCUCACCGACAGACGUCGGGUUGACCAAGUCGGCCACGUUUCUAGUCUUGACCGUCGGCGACGAUGCCAGCGCCGCGCAGCAAGUCAGGUCCACGCUGAGCAGCUUGGACGAUCUCGCAAAGAACGUGGCCUCACGUGAUCCCAGCGCUCACCUGGGCUGCACCGUGGGCAUUGGCGCCGACGCGUGGGACAAAAUCACCGGGGCUCGUCGACCGGCCGAACUGCGCCCGUUCAAGGCCAUUUCGGGAACCAAGCAUCAGGCGCCGUCGACUCCGGGGGACUUGCUCUUCCAUAUCCGCGCAGACCGUCGAGAUUUGUGUUUCGAGUUUGAGCGACAGCUCAUGGACAAUCUGGGCAGCGCCGUCACGCUGGUCGAUACCACUGUCGGUUUCCGUUAUUUCGACUUGCGCGACCUCCUCGGCUUUGUUGACGGCACCGCGAACCCGAUAGGACCGGCCAUUCCCCAGACCAUUACGGUGGCCGAGCAGGAUGAUCAGGCGGCGGCCGGGGGGACGUACGUUGUAGUGCAAAAGUACUUGCACGACAUGGGAAAAUGGCGUGCUGCAUCAACGACGGACCAGGAAUCCAUUGUCGGCCGCACCAAGCUUGAUAAUAUCGAGCUCGAUGAUGCGCCACCUGGGAAGCAGAAAUCUCACAAGGAACUAGCGACGAUUGUUGACGCAGAUGGAAAUGAACACGACAUUUUCCGAGAUAAUAUGCCAUUUGGAUCACCAGCUUCUGGUGAAUAUGGCACCUAUUUCAUUGGAUACUCCCGGAAUCUAUGGGUUAUUGAGAAAAUGUUGGAACGAAUGUUUGUUGGAGAACCGCCUGGCCUACACGAUCGUAUUCUAGAUUUUUCGAGAGCCGUAACCGGCACGGUCUUUUUUGCGCCAGCAAAUAGCCUACUUCAAAGUCUAGAGUCUUGA
Pestalotiopsis fici W106-1 is the source of this 1128-nucleotide messenger RNA. RefSeq lists its product as uncharacterized. NCBI's taxonomy places the organism in Eukaryota, Fungi, Ascomycota, Sordariomycetes, Amphisphaeriales, Sporocadaceae. Gene Ontology annotation, molecular function: heme binding; peroxidase activity. Gene Ontology annotation, cellular component: cytosol. The transcript has a single exon. The record is from RefSeq and is a predicted model, not a curated record. Bases 1 to 1128 code for a protein of 375 amino acids.